AUUUGUUAUAUUACUUCUUUAUUUCUGGUUGGUACUUUUCAUUUUUAGCUUCCAAAGUCCUUGGAAGUCUCUCUGCUACUCUCUACUUCUAUUCUUAGCAGUCAUUUUUUUAAUUAAAAAAAAUGCAACUUUCUGCUAUGUUUUCUGAUAUUAUUACUAUUUUUUUGGCUUUUAUUUUAACAAAAACAAAAAUUUUGUGAUGCAUUUUAAGGAUUCCUAUUGUUUCACUUCUAGCUUUCCUUUUACUUUCUACUGUUGGUUUCUUUGAAAUUUUACAAUUUGAAGGUACCCAAUAAAAGAUGUAUGUAAAUUAAUGGUUUUUUUUAAUAAAUUUUUAAUUUCUAACACAGUGCUUAUUCUCUAAAGACAGUAAUUUUUGACUUGUUGCUCUUGUUUUGCUUGAUGCUGUCAUGAAAUAAUUUCUCUUUAAGGGUGCCUCAAAUUCAUAGUGAAAAAGAGAAGCUUAAAAGGGUUGUGUGGGUGAAUAGAGGUGUUUGGAGAAGUAGAAGAAAUCUAGAAGUGACAGUUUGUAUGGACUGGAACUUGAAAGCACCUUCUUGGGAUUUGUCAGAAUUGGAACAAGGAGCAUUUCCUAACAUAGAAACAGUUAGUGGGUCAAGUAGUUUUGGAGAUCAUAGAGCCCAAAGGGGGGAUUUUUCAGUUGAUUUGAAGCUUGGUCAGGUGGGAAGUUCAGGCAAUGAGUCAGUGAAUAAAUGGAAGGAGCCUGGAGUCUCAAAAAUGGCAUCACCACCUUCAGGGUCAUCGAAGAGAGCAAGAGCAGCCAAUAAUGGAACUCAGCCAGUGUCAUGCCUAGUUGAUGGAUGCACUUCAGAUCUUAGUAUUUGCAGGGAUUACCAUAGGCGCCACAAGGUGUGUGAGCUCCAUUCAAAGACUCCACAAGUAACCAUCUGUGGUCAGAAGCAAAGAUUUUGCCAGCAGUGUAGCAGGUUCCAUUCACUGGAGGAAUUUGAUGAAGGGAAGAGAAGCUGCAGGAAACGUCUUGAUGGACACAACAGAAGGCGAAGAAAGCCUCAGCCAGAACCCAUGUCUCGAUCUGGGAACUUUUUGUCUAAUUACCAAGGUCCCCAAUUCAUACAAUUCUCCGGUACACAUGUAUAUCCCUCCACCACUGUGAUGAGCCCUGCCUGGACUGGAGUUCUCAAUACUGCAGCAGAUGCUAGGCUUCCUAACCAGCAGCAACAAUUACAGUUACUUGAUAAACAGAAACCAUAUAUUGGAUCAUCCCCUAGCACUAGCAGCUAUAUAGGCGGAGGGAAACAACUCUCAUUCUUGCAAAAUGGCAGCACCACGCUCAACAAUCAAUUAUCUCUUGAGGCUCCUGUCUGCCAGCCGCUUCUGAGGACCAUUGCUUCGGAAGGUGAUAGGGCUAGGAGCAAAAUGUAUUGUGACAGGUUAACAGCUCGAGUCCAUGACUCGGAUUGUGCUCUCUCUCUUCUGUCAUCACCUCAGUCACAAUCAUCCGGGCUCAAUUUGAGCCAUGUAAUGCAUCCUAACUCAGCCUCCCUAGUGCAGCCUUUAGGCCCAAGCCUACAUGGUGACAGUACUUUAGAGCCAAUGGAUUCAGUUCUGGUUUCAAAUGGCAGUGGUAAUAAUGUACAUUGCCAGGGAAUGUUUCUCAUGGGGUCUGAUGGAUCACAGGGAAAUCAAACCCCUCAAAAUCUUCCCUUUCAUUGGGAGUAAAUUAAGGUAUUACUUUCUUUUACUUUUGUUGCAUAAUGAAUCCGGAUUUCCUUGUUGAUGAUCUUAACUAUUUUUUUUUUUUUUUCAUUUUUUUCCUAAAGUUGAGAUGGUUGGUUAUUGAAUUUCUUUCAUUUAUGAACAUAAUCACACUACCCUUAUGUUUCUCAGAGUAACUGUAAUGGAUUCUGCAUUGGGAUGUUGCGAUGAUUUUAAGUAAUACUAAAGUUUCCAUAUUUUUAAA
Quercus robur (English oak) is the source of this 1942-nucleotide messenger RNA. RefSeq names its product squamosa promoter-binding-like protein 13A. Gene Ontology annotation, cellular component: nucleus. Bases 532 to 1701 code for a protein of 389 amino acids. Gene Ontology annotation, molecular function: DNA binding. The record is from RefSeq and is a predicted model, not a curated record. NCBI's taxonomy places the organism in Eukaryota, Viridiplantae, Streptophyta, Magnoliopsida, Fagales, Fagaceae. The transcript is spliced from 3 exons.